AUGGAGCCGCCGUUCCCACUUGAACAGCUUCUUGACGAGUUGAGCAAAUUACCAACUAAAACGGAACUUCAACAGGACGUUAUAUAUUACGUCGACCAAAAGAAGCCAUCAGGAACAGACCUUCGUAAAUUUCUUCAAAUACUUCGGCCUGUGUUUCGGACGCAAGCCAAUGAAGUUGUCUUAUGCACUGUUAGAGCAGUUUUAUGUGGAGAGUCAAGUGACUUAAUUCAACCGGACGUCUUUGUUAGAGUCAUCACCGACAACUUGCAAAAACAUUCUUUCGAAAGCUUUUUGUUAUUGGAGAGAGUCACCGACUUGGGACUGCUAUCAGAGGAAUAUUGUAAAAACAUCAUUCAAAGCGUUGUACAAUGCACGGCAAAGGAAAAGUACACAGACGAGGCACUCUGCUGGUUCUUCGACGCACUUUUCCAUAUGAACAGUCUUUACGACUUGGGAGAGGUACCAUUCUUCACACAAAUCACAACAAAUUCAUCGCAAAAAUUGAAGAAGCGACUUGUUAAUGUGUUGUUAUCGUCACCGACUCCAAGCUAUGGAAAUUUACUUGUCGAAAUUUUACAAACAGAAAAGGAUGAGGACUUUUUGGUACUGUGCACUUCCCUCUUCACAUUCGAAGAAUUCGACAUCUCCGCAGUACUCAAAUUGGCACAGAGUAAUCAGUCGCCAAAAAUACAGGAAAUCUGUUGGACGGUGGUGAACAUAGCGAGUAUGGACAAAACGCGCCUUGAAGAGUCGAUUGCAAAUGGAGGAAUUAAGUGGAUGACGGAUACAUUGGUUCAACCGCUGAGUGAAGAUGUUUCUCGGAAUUUGUAUGGGUACUUGGGGUCGAUUUGUUGUGACGAGAAUAUGAAUAAAAAACUCGAAGAGAACCCGUCGUGGGUUGUGUUGUUUGGGAAGAGUAUGUUAAACUCUGUGAUGUAUCCGGAAGCGCUCAAGUGUGGGUUUGAAGUGAUUUCGAUCAUAUGGAGUAAGAUGCCUGAAGACGGGGAGAUUGUAGAGAUCAUGUCGGAGGUGUGUGUGAAAGCGUUGUUUGCUUCAAUUCAUUCGGUUGAAAACACUGAAAUUGUUUUGACCUCUGCCAUCAACAUGUCGGUCAAUGCGAAUUUCACGUUGUACAUUUUGAAAUGGAAUUUGGAAGAAAUAUUGGAUCGAAUAUUGCUGAGUGGUGUUGACACGUUAGUAGAAAAGGGGUGUGGUCUACUUAUGAAUAUCAUUGUCGACCCCGACGCAGCGGAGUUGUUAUGUGAUCACUACAUUUUGUUGUCUGUUGACUUAAUCGAGAAUUACAAAGACAGUUUGAUUAGUGCGUUAGCGAUGGGAUGUGUAGCGGCGUUUUCAAAGAGUGAACAUGGAAGAGAGAUUUUAGUUGAAACGCAGUUAUUUGGAUUGAUACCAGACAUCUUAGGAAAGUAUGAGUUGGAUAGUUUGAUAGACAAGACUCUCAUAGCGCUGACAUUCUUCAUCAAUAAAGAGUCUGGAAUUGAGCUGUUAGUACAGUCCAAAGUCCUUGAAGGGAUUGCACGAAUCUCAUACAACUACGAUGACAACCAGAUCCUCGAAAAAGCGAUGAACAUCAUUGUGAGUGUCGCGAAGUUUCAGAAAUGGCACACUGCUCUUUUCCAGAGUAAAGUUGUUCAGAACGUUGUUCGAGUGAUUGCGUUGUCCAGCAAAGAGCGAAUAGAAGCGUGUUUAAAGGCUUUGAGUGCGUUGAUUAACAUUGCCGCAGUUAAAGAGUCUCGCGAGAGUUUAUUUUCUAUUGGAGCGUUAGAUUCCGUGAUUUACGCUCUUCAACAAAAUGCCGAUGAUAUAGAAGUUGUCAAACUCUCCUUCGGAGCACUCGCAAAUUUGUCGUUAGCAGAUGAGGUGAAAGAACAAACAAGGGAAUUGGGGUUUUUAGAGCAAGUCAGACCAUUCCUUGAGAAUUUUAAGGAUCAAUUCGUGUUGUUAAAGAUCAUCACCUUCUUGUACUGCGUUACACACAACUCUCCAGAGAACAAAAAAGUCGUCAAGAAGAAAUUGGGCGAUUUGCUCAAAAAAAUGCUCUUUCAAUUCAAAGAAAUCGCACAGUUCAAAGACAAAAUCGAUACAAUCUUGAAAUAA
Entamoeba invadens IP1 is the source of this 2118-nucleotide messenger RNA. RefSeq lists its product as hypothetical. Lineage: Eukaryota; Evosea; Mastigamoebida; Endamoebidae. Bases 1 to 2118 code for a protein of 705 amino acids. Gene Ontology annotation, molecular function: protein binding. The transcript has a single exon. The record is from RefSeq and is a predicted model, not a curated record.